CUCCACCAAAUUGCCUUGAAAGACAUCGAUGCUGAACCGUGGUCUUCUUUCGGUGGUGCGCCGGGCUGCAUUCACCAAUGGCGCAGCAUAUGUAGCAUUACAAAAUUUCUCGCCAAAGCCGCUGGCUACAAGUGCCAUAAUUUUUGGUGCUGCGAACGCUGUUGGGUUGGGAAUUUCUGUUGCGACAGGGUCCCACUACCAUCUUGAUCCCAUUGGGACUGGCAUUUUCUCUGUUGCUGCAAUUGGACUGCGUGGCGCACCAGGGGAGCUGCAACAGAAUGUCAGUGCAGUUUGCAUUUUUCUCUGGGCAGUGAAGCUUGCGGGCUUCCUGUUCUACAGAGCCCUUCUUACUCAUACGGAUGCUCGACUAGAUGAGUUGCUCUCAAGCAAUGCUGGAGCAUUUGGCUUUUGGUUCAUCUCAUUUGCUUGGGGAUGGAUUGUAUCGUUGCCUCAUGCCUUAGCAGCUGGCGUGUCUUCCAGCAUUCGGCCUCCUUUCCGUUGGUAUGAUGGGCUUGGCAUUGGAAUUUUUGCCGCAGGUUUUCUGCUGGAGACUAUUGCUGAUUGGCAGAAAUGGCAGUUUAAGAAGGAUCCAUCCAGUCGUGGUAAGUUUUGUGACGUCGGUGUUUGGCAGUUGUCACAGCAUCCUAACUGGUUUGGCAAUUUCCUGCUCUGGAGCGGCAUUUGCGCCCUGAAUGCGUCAACUUUGGCUGCAGUGGGCCCACUUUACAUUCUUCCCAGCCUGUUGAGUCCGCUUUUCUUGUUGGCAUUGUUUUAUGGUCAGGCCUGCGGUACCAUCUCCAACACUGUCGAGCUGGCAAAUGCCAAGCAUGGCCAUGAUCCCGCGUACCAGGAGUACAUAAAGAAAGUCCCAGUCUUCAUGCCAUCACCCAGCAGUAUGCUAAGACUCUGUUGAGACUCUGAGAGCCAAGCUUAGCACAUUGUAUAGCUGUUAUUAUGUCUCACCGGCCUUGUUGCUGUCCAGAGCCCGUCAGCUUGUU
This is a messenger RNA of Cladocopium goreaui, 998 nucleotides long. The record is from the annotation of a GenBank genome assembly. NCBI's taxonomy places the organism in Eukaryota, Dinophyceae, Suessiales, Symbiodiniaceae.